This is a messenger RNA of Funneliformis geosporum, 123 nucleotides long. The record is from the annotation of a GenBank genome assembly. NCBI's taxonomy places the organism in Eukaryota, Fungi, Glomeromycota, Glomeromycetes, Glomerales, Glomeraceae.
AUUAAAUUGGGUGCUGAAGAUAACCUUAUAUUGAUCCAAAAAGAUUUUGGUGUGCACGAUCAUCAUACUAUAUCAAAUGGUCAUGUUCUUGUUUAUAUUGGAGGCGGAACAUUGUUUUGGUAG